Molecule: messenger RNA, 2376 nt
Organism: Elephantulus edwardii (Cape elephant shrew)
Lineage: Eukaryota; Metazoa; Chordata; Mammalia; Macroscelidea; Macroscelididae
Gene: SNX9
Product: sorting nexin 9
Exons: 23
Coding region: 1-2376 (791 amino acids)
Biological process (GO): plasma membrane tubulation; endocytosis; mitotic cytokinesis
Cellular component (GO): plasma membrane; cytoplasmic vesicle
Molecular function (GO): protein binding; phosphatidylinositol binding
Source: RefSeq, a predicted model, not a curated record
AUGGGCCGCCCCGGGGUCGAGGCCCCAGCCUCCCCGGCCGGAGGGCGCCCGGGCCCCGGCUGCGGCGAGGCCUCCGGCGGGAGAGACCGGUCCUCCCAGGACGCCCGGGCUGCGCUCCUCCCAGCCGGGGUUCCGCACUCGUGUAACCGCCGGACAGAGUCCCCGCCGGGGCGGCCCAGCCCCCGCCGGGAGGUGCGCAGUGUCGCCUCCAGCGAAGUCCCCGGCGGCGGGGUCCACGCGCAGGCCACCCUCGCGGGCGCGGAGAGCCCGUUUUUUGAGAUCAAAGCUCAGCUCAUGGGCACCGAGCUGGCCAUGGACUUUGCAGUCCAGGGUACAAUCGCCACCUUCGAGGAGCACCCUGGCGACACAUCUUUCAAGGAGAGAGGAGUCAAGUUCAUGUGCUUACACAGAAUCCCCAAGAGUGCCCUAAAGCACAAGUUUGACAGUUGUUUUUCAGCGCGGGUCAUGUAUGAUUUCGCCGCUGAACCUGGAAAUAAUGAGCUGACCGUCAAUGAAGGAGAAAUCAUCACCAUAACAAAUCCAGAUGUUGGCGGAGGCUGGCUGGAAGGCAAGAACAGCAGAGGGGAGCGAGGCCUCGUGCCCACAGACUACGUUGAAAUUUUACCAGCUGAUGGAAAAGAUCCAUUCUCUUGUGGGAAUUCCGUGGCUGACCAAGCCUUCCUUGACUCGCUCUCGGCCAGCACAGCUCAAGCCAAUGCGUCCGCGGCCACCAGUAACAAUCAGGUCAGUGGAGGCAGUGACCCCUGGUCCUCAUGGGGUGCAUCCAAACCUGGGAACUGGGAGGGCACAGACGGCUGGGGAGCCAAGCCCGAGGGUGCCGCCGCCCAGAGAAACUCCAACAACUGGGACGCCGCCUUUGGCCACCCGCAGGCCUACCAAGGACCAGCAACGGGUGACGAUGACGACUGGGAUGAAGACUGGGAUGAGCCCAAGUCCACGUCCUCACCUUACUUCAAGGACACGGAAUCCGCAGACGCAGCGGGUGCCCAGCGAGGGGUCAGCCGGGCCGGGACGUCGUCCAUGAAGCUGCCGCUGAACAAGUUUCCUGGAUUUGCAAAGCCUGGGCUGGAGCAGUAUCUGUUGGCCAAGCAGCUAGCGAAGCCCAAAGAGAAGAUUCCCAUCAUUGUUGGAGAUUAUGGCCCCAUGUGGGUUUACCCUACCUCUACGUUUGACUGUGUGGUGGCUGAUCCCAAGAAAGGCUCCAAGAUGUACGGUCUGAAGAGCUACAUCGAGUAUCAGCUGACGCCCACGAACACUAACCGAUCGGUUAACCACCGGUAUAAGCACUUUGACUGGUUGUAUGAGCGUCUCCUGGUGAAGUUUGGGACGGCCAUUCCCAUCCCUUCCCUUCCAGAUAAGCAGGUGACAGGUCGCUUUGAGGAGGAGUUCAUCAAGAUGCGCAUGGAGAGGCUCCAGGGGUGGGUGACCCGCAUGUGUCGUCACCCCGUCAUCUCCGAGAGCGAGGUCUUCCAGCAGUUCCUCAACUUCCGGGACGAGAAGGAGUGGAAGACCGGAAAGAGGAAGGCAGAAAAGGAUGAGCUGGUGGGACUGAUGGUGUUUUCCACCAUGGAGCCCGAGGCCCCCGACCUGGACUUGGUGGAAAUAGAGCAGAAGUGUGACGCCGUGGGCAAGUUCACCAAAGCCAUGGACGACGGUGUGAAGGAGCUGCUGACCGUUGGCCACGAGCACUGGAAGCGCUGCACAGGACCAUUACCCAAGGAGUACCAGAAGAUAGGCAGGGCCCUGCAGAGCCUGGCCACCGUGUUCAGCUCGAGCGGCUACCAAGGUGAAACAGAGCUCAAUGAUGCGAUAACAGAAGCAGGAAAGACCUAUGAAGAAAUCGCCAGUCUCGUGGCUGAGCAGCCAAAGAAAGAUCUCCACUUCCUAAUGGAAUGCAAUCAUGAAUAUAAAGGUUUCCUGGGCUGCUUCCCCGACAUUAUUGGCGCUCACAAGGGAGCAAUAGAGAAAGUGAAAGAAAGUGAUAAGCUGGUGGCCGCCAGUAAGAUCACCCCGCAGGACAAGCAGACCAUGGUGAAGCGGGUUGGCACCAUGUCCUACGCGCUGCAGGCCGAGAUGAACCAUUUCCACAGUAACCGGAUCUAUGAUUACAACAGCGUCAUCCGCCUCUACCUGGAGCAGCAGGUGCAGUUCUACGAGACGAUCGCGGAGAAGCUGAGGCAGAUGCUGGUCACCUUAUUUACGUCAUUUUUCCACACAGCCCCCCUGGUGGACCACAAGCACCUGACGCUUGCAUGUGGUCAACCGGACAACGGCUUGGAAGAGCUACAUCAGGGGCGUUCUCUACAGCAUGAAGGGUCUAGAAGCCAGGCUCCACCUCGGCAGCUGAUGAAGUGA